This is a messenger RNA of Elaeis guineensis (African oil palm), 769 nucleotides long. RefSeq lists its product as uncharacterized. NCBI's taxonomy places the organism in Eukaryota, Viridiplantae, Streptophyta, Magnoliopsida, Arecales, Arecaceae. Gene Ontology annotation, cellular component: endomembrane system. The record is from RefSeq and is a predicted model, not a curated record.
UAAAUUUACCUAGUUCUAGUAACCCUAACCCAGCUGAUAUUUGUAUGCUGUCGUUUCCACCUCGUCCUCUUGCUCUUUCUUGACCAUCGACCGCAAUCAGGCGAUCGGCCAGGAUUGAGGCUACGUCGCGGUCCGGGGUUCGAAUUCCUUUGGAUCCAGAGCUCCAGUUCUUGAAGGAUCUCACUGGACAGUUUGAUUUUGUUAGAACGGUGGCUGGAUCUUAGGGCUGAAGUGUUUGUUGGUUGACCAAUAUGGCAUCCCGACGCCAUGUUCAUUACCAACCUCUUGCUGCAGAUGAGAGAGAUGGUGAUAAUAGUAGUGAAGAAAAGGAUGUAGAUCUUCGAUUUAUUUACACUCCAAAUUCCUACAAGAAGAUUCCGUGGAAGUCAAUUGCCCUUGCACUUUUCCUCCUUGCCCUAGGAUUACUGCUUCUUUUGCUCUCCUUCUUUGUAUUCACAGGUCACAUGGCAGGUGAUCAGUCCCAGGCAUAUGGAUUUUUAUUCCUAGGCAUUCUUUCCUUCCUUCCUGGAUUCUAUGAGACAAGAGUUGCAUAUUAUUCAUGGAGGGGUGCCCAGGGAUACACAUUUGCUUCUAUUCCUGAUUAUUAGGUUUGGGAAGGGGAUGGAGACAUUUAUUAACUAUUGUUGAAGUGAGUUGGAACUGAAUUGUCUGGCAACCACCUCUUCUGUUUUCUUUCUUACCACAUGCUUGUAAUCUUUGGAGCCAAAUGAACAAUUUUGUUUUCAGCUGUCAAUCUCUUCUUGAAAUA